AUGAGCUCAGACCAAUUCCCAAUCCAGACUGCAAUCAAAGACAACAACAUCAACUUAGCCAAGCAAUUAAUUUCAGAGAAUCCCCAGCCAUCAUCAGCAACAAUUUCAAAAGAUGACGAUGAUCGUACGCCACUACACUGGGCCGUUUCCAUCAACAACAACGACUUGGUCCAAUUCAUACUUGGCCAAUUACCAAAAGGAACCGAUAUUGAUGAUUUAGUAGACGCAUCGGGAUGGACACCACUUCAUAUCAAUGCGUCAAUUGGCAACAUCGAGAUCCUCAACUUACUCAUGCACGUUGAUCCACAACCCGACAUCAACGCCCAAACAAAUCAGGGUACAACGGCAUUACAUUUAGCAAUAUCGAAAACGCAUUCAUCUUAUGUGAAAGUCCUAAUUGAAGAAUUCAACUGUUCGUGUCGAGUCAAGGAUAAAAAGGGGUUUACGCCAUUACACCGUGCCGCAUCAAUUGGAUCAAUUGGUAUUAUUAAACAAUUGUUGCACACGGGUAAAGUCAAUGUCAAUGCCAAGGAUAAUUAUGGGUGGACGAGCUUGCAUCAUGCAUUAGCUGAAGGGCAUGCAGAUGCCGCGAUUUUACUCGUUGAUGAAGGUGGUGCUGAUGUCAAUGUUGAGAAUGAUGAUGGUCAGACACCGGUUCAAGUUAGUGUUGAUGAGAAAGUGGCCAAGUAUUUUAAAGAGCAUAUUGAAAAGAAAUGA
Molecule: messenger RNA, 717 nt
Organism: Lodderomyces margitis
Lineage: Eukaryota; Fungi; Ascomycota; Pichiomycetes; Serinales; Debaryomycetaceae
Exons: 1
Coding region: 1-717 (238 amino acids)
Molecular function (GO): protein binding
Source: RefSeq, a predicted model, not a curated record